GGGUCGCUUCUGCAGCAGCAACAGGGUGCGGCCCGCCGCGGGGGGCGCCGGAGGAGCUUCCAGAAAGACCAGCGCGCCAGCCGGCCCUGCGCGGCUCUCCGGGCGCCCUACCCCUCCCAAGACCCCGGCCCCGGUGCUGGGAGCUCUGCCCUGAACCAUGUUUUUCACCUGCGGCCCCAAUGAGGCCAUGGUGGUCUCCGGUUUCUGCCGAAGCCCCCCAGUCAUGGUGGCUGGAGGUCGAGUCUUUGUCCUGCCUUGCAUCCAGCAAAUCCAGAGGAUCUCCCUCAACACAUUGACCCUCAAUGUCAAGAGUGAAAAAGUUUAUACUCGCCAUGGGGUCCCCAUCUCAGUCACUGGCAUUGCCCAGGUGAAAAUUCAGGGGCAGAACAAGGAGAUGUUGGCGGCUGCCUGUCAGAUGUUCCUGGGAAAGACUGAGGCCGAGAUUGCCCACAUUGCCCUGGAGACGCUGGAGGGCCACCAGAGGGCUAUCAUGGCCCACAUGACUGUGGAGGAGAUCUACAAGGACAGGCAGAAAUUCUCAGAGCAAGUUUUCAAAGUGGCCUCCUCAGACCUGGUCAACAUGGGCAUCAGCGUGGUUAGCUACACUCUGAAGGACAUUCAUGAUGACCAGGACUAUUUGCACUCCUUGGGGAAGGCUCGAACAGCUCAGGUCCAGAAAGAUGCUCGGAUUGGGGAAGCCGAGGCCAAGAGAGAUGCUGGAAUCCGGGAGGCCAAAGCCAAGCAGGAGAAGGUGUCUGCUCAGUAUCUCAGUGAGAUCGAGAUGGCCAAGGCGCAGAGGGACUAUGAGCUGAAGAAGGCUGCGUAUGAUGUCGAGGUCAACACCCGCCGGGCCCAGGCUGACCUGGCGUAUCAGCUGCAGGUGGCCAAGACUAAGCAGCAGAUCGAGGAGCAGCGGGUGCAGGUGCAGGUGGUGGAGCGGGCCCAGCAGGUGGCAGUACAGGAGCAGGAGAUCGCCCGCCGAGAGAAGGAGCUGGAGGCCCGUGUGCGGAAGCCCGCCGAAGCCGAGCGCUACCGGCUGGAGCGCCUAGCUGAGGCAGAGAAAUCCCAGAUGAUUAUGCAGGCAGAGGCAGAAGCUGAGUCUGUGCGGAUGCGUGGGGAAGCUGAGGCCUUUGCCAUCGGGGCCCGAGCCCGGGCAGAGGCUGAGCAGAUGGCCAAGAAGGCAGAAGCGUUCCAGCUCUACCAGGAGGCUGCUCAGCUGGACAUGCUGCUGGAGAAGCUGCCCCAGGUGGCAGAGGAGAUCAGUGGUCCCUUGACCUCAGCCAACAAGAUCACACUGGUGUCCAGUGGGAGUGGAACUGUGGGGGCAGCCAAAGUGACUGGAGAAGUGCUGGACAUCCUAAGCCGCCUGCCGGAGAGUGUGGAGAGACUCACAGGUGUCAGCAUUUCCCAGGUGAACCACAGCAAGCCUUUGAGAACAGCCUGAGCCCCCAGCCCUUACCGACGCCCAGCUUCCUUGCUUCAAGUGGCCUGAGUAGUCCCCAAAUUCAUGUAUCCCAGUGGCCUCCCUGGGCAAGCCCUUCAUCCGUGGGAUUCCACCCCUCAUGUCUCCUUGCCAAAUUGCCUGUGCCUGGCCUUGGAGGGGGAGAAUUGUUCUCUCUCCCUGCCCCAACACUGCCAACACUACCCAUCCUUGGGGGGGGAGGGGGGCAUGCCAGCCUGCUGAUUAUCCCUCCCCACCCACCUACUUUAAUUUCCUAAUUAAAUUUGUCUCAACCUGA
Molecule: messenger RNA, 1739 nt
Organism: Choloepus didactylus (southern two-toed sloth)
Lineage: Eukaryota; Metazoa; Chordata; Mammalia; Pilosa; Megalonychidae
Gene: FLOT1
Product: flotillin 1
Exons: 13
Coding region: 158-1444 (428 amino acids)
Biological process (GO): positive regulation of endocytosis; protein localization to plasma membrane; positive regulation of cell junction assembly
Cellular component (GO): plasma membrane
Source: RefSeq, a predicted model, not a curated record